UCCUUUCCAAUGUUGAGAACACACAGAAAUUGAAGAGAAGGUAGACUCGCCACACCUAACUCGGCUCUCGUUCUAUUGAGAGCCCUGACAUAUUCUUCAUUCGAUCUUCUAAUCUAAGAAGGUCGUUUCGUGUUUGGACAGAGAUUUCGUUUUUUGAAUUGGACAGAGAGUGAGUAUUAAUGGAGAGGGAGCUGACUGAGCUUUUUGAGGCAGUGAAGAAGGCUGCAGAGGCGGCCGAGAAUUCACCAGCGGCGGAGGAUCGCUGUCUUGAUGCUUUGAGACGACUCAAGAAAUUCCCUGUCAGUUAUGAAUUGCUAGUAUCAACACAGGUUGGAAAGCGCAUCCGGCAAUUGACGAAACAUAGAAGUGACAAGAUCAAGGCGUUGGCUUCUGAUGUGGUUGAAAUAUGGAAGAGCAUAAUUAUUACAGAAACAAUGGAAAACAAGAAGAAUGGGACGGUUGACAAUGAUGAUUCCGUGAAGGUGGAGGGAGUUCAUGGAUCCGGUAUACCAAAUUCUGUUAAGGUUAUGAAGUCAGAUACUUCGUCUACUGUGAAAAAAGUCGAGAAUAUUGAAGUCCAAACUACAGAGAAUGCUGCUGCAGAAUCCAUACAUGUCAAGAAAAAAUUUAGAGAAGAUAAGUCAAGAACUGAAGUGCGAGGACAAGCAUCAGAUCCCGUUGGUCCUCCCAAACUGACUUCCAUAAUUUAUUGCAAGGACUCGUUAAGGGACAAAAUACGGGAAAUGCUCGCAGAAGCCUUGUGCAAAGUAUCUAGUGAGGUUGAUGACGAUUUAAGAGAUGACGUAGAUGCAUCUGAUCCUUAUCGAGUUGCUGUCUUAGUGGAGACUGCAAUGUUCGAGAAGUGGGGUAAAUCCAAUGGUGCCCAGAAGUUCAAGUACAGGUCAGUAAUGUUCAACAUCAAGGACCAAAAUAACCCUGAUUUUCGGAGAAAAGUUCUCCUUGGGUAUAUCGAGCCACAUGGGAUUCUUGAAUUAACACCAGAAGAAAUGGCCAGCGAAGAAAGGCAGAUGGAGAACGAAAAAAUUAAACAGAAAAAGUUACUUGAGUGUGAACAGGGAGGGCCUCCCAAAGCGAGUACCAAAGAAUUCACUUGUGGUAGGUGCAAGAAGAAGGAAUGUACGUACUAUCAGUUGCAGACUCGUAGUGCUGAUGAGCCUAUGACCACAUUCGUAACUUGUGUAAACUGUAAUAAUCGCUGGAAGUUCUGAUUCGGUUGAUGUUGGCAAGUGUUUCUUACAGAGGACGGAUACAAAUCGGGGCUCAUUUCAUAAUGAUUUCGAGCAUGAUUAGUUCAAUUUUUUCAUUAGCAUAAGCCUGAACUUUAUCUGUAUUCUGUACGGCUAAUGUGUUGGAUAAUUUUCUUAGGACUUGAGCUCUGGAUUGUACAAAAGACAGACAGUUUUUCGUGUUGGCUAUUUACUCCUCUUUUUGUAUCUGUUUGCACUGAAAUUUUUAGUGGAAAUAUGAGAUGGGUUAUGUUAUUUCAGAUC
Molecule: messenger RNA, 1511 nt
Organism: Olea europaea var. sylvestris
Lineage: Eukaryota; Viridiplantae; Streptophyta; Magnoliopsida; Lamiales; Oleaceae
Product: transcription elongation factor TFIIS-like
Exons: 4
Coding region: 180-1229 (349 amino acids)
Biological process (GO): transcription elongation by RNA polymerase II; DNA-templated transcription
Cellular component (GO): nucleus
Molecular function (GO): nucleic acid binding; zinc ion binding
Source: RefSeq, a predicted model, not a curated record